Molecule: messenger RNA, 7476 nt
Organism: Loxodonta africana (African savanna elephant)
Lineage: Eukaryota; Metazoa; Chordata; Mammalia; Proboscidea; Elephantidae
Product: zinc finger protein 420
Exons: 4
Coding region: 706-2772 (688 amino acids)
Biological process (GO): regulation of DNA-templated transcription
Source: RefSeq, a predicted model, not a curated record
AUCCUGAAUUCACCCUGUGUCUGUAGCCGUAGUUUCUCUAAUGUUUCCUCCUGCUCUCUCACCUUAUAGCCUUUAGGGGCUUAAAAAAAAAAAAUUAGGGGCUUGGAUGCAGAAAAUGGCUAGAAGGAAAAAAGUCAGCAAUUUGAGCCCCUGAAUGAAGAAUAGGAGUUAUUUCCAAGACACAGACCUUGUCUUCAGAUGAGAAUUUUAGGAUUGAUAGCAUCUUGAAGACAGGCCGUUGGAAAUGUAAUGUAGUCCCCAAAAAUGUAGUCCCAGGAGUGGGACUACUUCUGGAGGGAGUGCUGUAGGGCCAGCCACACACUUCAGAACCACUCCGCUUCAGGGCUCUGUCUCCAGUGGACAGCUUGCAUUCAGAAAUAGAGUAGCCUAAGACAGCUGUGACCUUGGCCUUUUCUUUCUGAUACAGAAGGUACAGGACUGUGCCUUCUGAUUUUCCUCUUUGUUAAAUGAGGCAUAGGUUGUGGGCGUGGAGAAAGAAGAUGGGUUCUAAUUUAGGGUAUGUGCCAAGAAAGGCCUAGUAUCUUAUGAUUUCAUUUUCUUUCUCUGAUAGUAGAGCCCAGAGGAAGAAAGAACGGCUGUUGCACAUUCAAAAGCAAAGUCCAAGCUCUGCCUUUUCACAGCUUUGUGUUUCUCUGAGAUGGGAACCCAGAAGAGGACUGAUGAGUUCCUUUGGCUCUAAAAAUCAUGGCUCAGAGAUCAGUGAUGUUCAAGGAUGUUGCCAUCGACUUCUCUCAGGAAGAGUGGGAAUGCCUGGACUCUGCUCAAAGGGACUUGUAUAGAGAUGUCAUGCUGGAGAACUACAGCAACUUGGUGUCACUAGAAUUCCCUUCAAGGUGUGCAAGAAAGGACUUACCUCCAAAAAAAGAUAUCUAUGAAACAGAAUUAUCUCAAUGGGAAAUGACUGCCAGGCUUGAAAGCUGUGAUCUUGAGGUGUCCAGUUCCAGAGAUUAUUUGGAAGUUAAAGGCACAUUGAAGGGACAGCAAGAAAACCAAGAGGAAUAUUUCAAGGAAGGGAUGAUCACAUAUGAAAAAAUGUCCAUUUUCAACCAGCAUACUUAUUUAUCUCAACACCCAAGAUGUCAUCCUACUGAGAAACCCUAUAAAUGUAAGGAAUGUGGGAAGGCCUUUAGACGAGCUUCACACCUUACUCAACAUCAGAGUAUUCAUACUGGUGAAAAACCCUAUGAAUGUAAGCAAUGUGGGAAGGCCUUUAGUCGUGAUUCACAGCUCAGUCUUCAUCAGAGACUUCAUACUGGUGAGAAACCCUAUGCAUGCAAGGAAUGUGGGAGGGCCUUUACUCAGAGUUCACAACUUAUUUUACAUCAUAGAAUUCAUACUGGUGAGAAACCAUAUAAAUGUGAAGAAUGUGGGAAAGCCUUUAUUCGUAGCUCACAACUCACUCGACAUCAAAAAGUCCAUACUGGUGAGAAACCUUAUGAAUGUAAAGAAUGUGGGAAGGCCUUUACUCAGAACUCACAACUUACUCUGCACCAGAGACUUCAUACUGGUGAAAAACUCUAUGAAUGUAAAGAAUGUAGAAAGGUCUUUACUCAGCUUUCACAACUUAUUCUACAUAAGAGAAUUCAUACCGGUGAGAAACCCUAUCAAUGCAAGGAAUGUGGGAAAGCUUUUAUUUGUGGCUCACAGCUUUCCCAACAUCAGAAAAUUCAUAAUGGGGAAAAACCAUAUGAAUGUAAUGAAUGUGGAAAGGCCUUUAUUCGGGGUUCAUUACUUAUGCAACAUCAGAGGAUUCAUACUGGUGAAAAACCCUAUAAAUGUGAAGAAUGUGGGAAGGCCUUUAUCCGUGGUUCACAACUUACUCAACACCUGAGAAUUCAUACCAAUGAGAAGCCCUAUGAAUGUAAGGAAUGUGGAAAAACCUUUAGUCAUGGCUCACAGCUUACUCAGCAUCAAAGAAUUCAUACGGGUGAGAAACCUUAUCAAUGUAAGGAAUGUGGAAAGGCCUUUAAUCGUGGCUCACUUCUUACUCGACAUCAGAGGAUUCAUACUGGUGAAAAACCCUAUGAAUGUAAAGAAUGUGGAAAGACCUUUAGUCGUGGUUCAGAACUUACUCAACAUGAGAGAAUCCAUACUGGUGAGAAACCGUAUGAAUGCAAGGAAUGUGGGAAGUCUUUUAUUCGUGGCUCACAGCUUACUCAACAUCAGAGAAUUCAUACUGGUGAGAAGCCCUAUGAGUGUAAAGAAUGUAGAAUGGCCUUUACUCAGAGUUCACAUCUCUCUCAACAUCAGAGACUUCAUACUGGCGAGAAACCUUAUGUAUGUAAUGAAUGUGGGAAGGCCUUUGCUCGUGGCUUACUGCUUAUACAACAUCAGAGAAUCCAUACUGGUGAGAAACCAUAUCAAUGUAAGGAAUGUGGGAAGGCCUUUAUUCGUGGCUCACAACUUACUCAACAUCAGCGAAUUCACACUGGAGAAAAACCCUAUGAAUGCAAAGAGUGUGGAAAGGCCUUUAGUCAUGGCUCUCAACUUACUCUACAUCAGAGAAUUCAUACUGGUGAAAAGCCCUACGAGUGCAAUGAAUGUAGAAAGGCCUUUACUCAGAGCUCACAUCUUUCUCGACAUCAGAGAAUUCAUACUGGUGAGAAACUAUAUCAAUGCAAAGAAUGUGGGAAAGCCUUUACUCGUGGCUCACAACUAACCCAACAUCGGAAAAUUCAUAUCAGUGAGAAAUCUUUUGAGUAUAAGGAAUGUGAGAUGAACUUUAAUCGUGCCUCUCAAGUUUAUAUAUGAAUUGUAUGUUUGUGGUUAAUGUAGAGAACCUUUUCUGGUCACUCACCUAUUAUUAUUAAAGAAUUCUUACAAAUGUGAGUACGGGAGUGCAUUUGCUUUACACAGCUCAGCGUCAGAGAUUUUAUAUGGAGGAAAGAUAAUGUAAUCCAUGUAGAAAAACCUUCUAUCAUUACAGAAGACCUACUAAACUUUAGAGGAUUCUAAUAGUGAAUAAUUCUGAUAACGUAGUAAAUGUAGGAAAGCUUUGAGCCAUACUGUAUGUCUUUUUCAACAUCAUCCUGGUUCUACUAGUUGAUUUCCUCUGUGACAUCAUGAUAAUUAACCUCUGAUUUGGUUUAAUCAUUUGUAAGGCAGUCCUAAGACCUUACUUAUGUUUAUUAGAAGUAUUAAAUGAGUUAUUACAUGCAAAGCUCUUAGAACAGUGCCUUAAACAUAGUAUAUCACAAAUGUUAGGUAUCAUUAUCGUUAAUGUUGUUUUAUAGAAUUUGCAUGAGAGGGGGACACUAUGAGUGUAAUGAAUAUUAAGAAAUCUUUCACUAACACUUGUACCAGAUUAUUUGUGGAGGGGAGGGGACUGUAUGCUGUAACAAGUGUGAGAAAGCUUUUAUUCAGAUCUCAUCCAAUAUUUUAUAAGAGGAAAUUCAUACUACGAAGGAACCCUGUGGAUUUAAUCAGCGAAUUGUUAACACAGCUGUGAGAGAAUUUGGGAGAGGCGUGGAAUGAUUUAUAACAAAGUCCAAAAACUCAUAUUUUCCAUCAUCUCUAGCCACAGUUCAAGAAUAUUAUUUAGAAAUGAAAAAAAAAAAAAACUGAAAGCCAAAAUAAAUCUUUCCACUAGGAAAUUUAAAAAACUUGACUGUAUAUCUUUUGAAUUAAUAUGAAAAUAAAAACUAAAAUGGCAGAUGGUUUUGAAAUGAAAAAUAAUGAAAGCCUGUGUUAGACUACUAUUUCCCUACCCCAUAUCUAUUUUUCCUUCUUUAGUAACAGAAUUCUGAGCUGAGAAAUUAUCCCAGCCUCCCUGGCAGGUCAACAAAAUAGAACAAGUACUUGUGUCAGUAGGAUAUUUAGGAAAUCUCUGUAAUGUGGAUAUCUAAGCUGGAGAUCUAGCAGUCUUAUGAGGACUUUGAGAAUGAAUGUUGGGUGUUAAGGAUGGUGGAGCAGAAAUACAGGAGUUGGCAACCCUGCUGAUUUGGUGGAACAGACACUCCAACUCUGAUCUGCCUGUCUCUUGUAUGUCUUUAUAUAAAAUUUUAAAAAUAAACUUAUUUGUUGAUGCUGUUAUAGUUCUCAUUUAUUGACACUAAAACAAAAUUUUUAAGGAUGUAAAAUUUUGUAGCUGGUUGAAAAGUUUUUGUAACUGAAGUGGGGUGCUGUGGGUGAAAAUUUCAAAUGUGGCUUUGGCUUAAGAUCAUGGGGAAUAAGGCUAGGAAACUAAAGAUACUUGUUUUUAGAGGCAGGACAGUUGGUCAGGCUGCCUCCCAUUCUGUCUUACAAGUCAGUCCUUGUGUCAAGCUGAGGGUGUAAUGUUAGGGGAAAUGAUACAGGGUGGUUCAGAAUGUUGAUGUGUAUUGGAUGUGUCUUGCUGCUUUCAGAAAUGUCCUAUGAAAUAGAUAAAUUCAGUGUAGAGCUAGUCUGGCAACUAGCAGAGAUUGAAAGCUAUCACUUUGUUAACAGAUGCUAUCUCUGCCUGUAGGUGUGCAAUCCAGGUUGACUGUGAAUUUCAUAAUUUUGAACCAUGUGGGGUUCGGCCAAACUGAUUUUCUUUCCAUUAACUGAAGCUAUUUAUAGUGAUUUAAAGUGGCAGCCUGAAUAAGAAAUGAGACCAUUGCUCAUCUGCACAAAGGCAGUGACUGCUAGCAAAGAUGAGGUUAUUAAAUAUACUUUCCCCACUCAAGCCUAUUGGUCCCAAAUUAGCCAAAUCUAUUGAGUACUUAAUAUCUUCCAGGUACUAUCCUAGGUGUUUGAAUAUGUCCAUGAACGAUUCUAGCAGGAGGAGAUAGAAUAAUAGUAAAUAAAUUGUAGAGUAUGUUAGAACACAGAGUUUUAAGGGAAAAAGUCAUUCAAGAUGAAUUGAGAGGGACAUGACAGUUUAUCUUGCUAACAGACAUCACUGAGAAGGAAAAACUUAAUCAUAGAUUUGAAGGGGUGAGAGAGUUAGUGAUUUUCUAAGGGAAGAGCAUUCCAGUCGGGAAAAUGAUCAAAGGCUCUGAGAUGGGAAUAUGCUGGUAUAUCUGAGGAACAUUAGUGAAGCUAUGAGGGUGAGUCAAAAAAUACCACUACUAGGGUUCCAAUUCAUAUAUGCACGGGUUUAUUCCAAACAAACUGUGUUUAAGAUGUCUCUGUGAUCAGUGGAUGGCUGCAGACAAGCGCUCUCAGUAAUACACUUGUCUUAGUUUCAUUACGGUGCCUUCAAAAAAAAGGGAUACUUUUUGUGACAUGGAAAAAAAAUGAUUUUGCGGUCAGGGCUAAUACCAAAUUUUUAACAAAACUCAAUUGGACAUCUUCCCAAAUCACUGAAGCUUUGCAACAAGUUUAUCUGAAUGCUGCCCCACAUAAAACAACAGUUUUUAGAUGCAUCAAACAUUUUAAAGAAUUUAGGGAAGACUUCAAAGAUGAGCCAAGUGAGGGAAGACCACUCAGAAGGUUAUGGUGACUGUUUUUGGGGGUCCCAAAGGGGUAAUCUUAAUAGAUUUUCUUGAAGGACACAGGAUGAUGGUGAGGCUUAUGAAGAAGUUUCAAGAAAAUUGAAAACUGCAUUGCUGAGAAAAAGUCCAGGAAAGUUGCACCAAGAAAUUUUUUUCUAUCACGACCAUGAAUCUGCUCAUUCUUCUAGGGUAGCAAGGGGUGUCCUAUGAGAAUUUCAAUGGGAGACCUUACCCCAACCACCCUACAGCCUUCAUCUUGCCACUUCAAACUUUUUGUUCCCAAAACUGAAAGAACAUUUAAAAGGAACACAAUUUGAGUCCCUCGAGGAUGCCAAAUCUGCCAUUGUGAUGUGUUGUAAAUCAAGGAGUGCAGAAUUCUUCAGGGAAGGGCUAGAGAAAUGGAAACAUGACCUUCAGAAGCGUAUAGACCUAGAUGGAGGAUAUGUCAAGAAACAAUAGCUUCACAUUUUGAUAUUUUUGUUUAAUAAAGGUUUCUAUGAUUUUGUGACAACACAUUGACUUGCCCUCGUAGUUGGAGCUCUGUGCAAGGAGAGGAGGUCAGAGAGCUAACAGGGGGCCAUAUCUUGUAAGCCGUUGUAGGCCCUUGCAAGUACUUUGGAUUUUAUUGUGAGGGGAAUAGAUAGCCAUUGCAGAGUUUUGAGCAGAGAACUUGAUCUGACUUAUGCUUUGUGGCUGUUGUAGAAACAAAAACCAUAAGGGGAUAACAGCAGGAGGCUAAGUAGUAAUUCAUGAAAGAUGAUGGUGGCUCAGAAUCAGGAUGGUAGCAAUGAGUAUGGUGAGAGGUGUUCAGAUUCUAAGACAUGUUAAAUGUUAUGGAGCAAGCAAGAUUUGCUUAUGAGUUAGAUGUCAGAUGUAAGAGAGACAGUCCAAAGUGACUGUCUCAACGGUUUUUUGUCUUGAGCAACUGGAAGGCCUCUGGAGCCAGGGGGAAGCAGUGCUGGAUCUGUGAAAGUUAAGUGCAGGCGUCUAACCUGCCUCACAGGAACAAAACAACCCCUCCCCCCUCUGGGGCUUUCGUAGCACAGAAGUGCCUCUUUUUCCCUCCCCCACACCCUUCCCUGCUCUGCUCUGAUACCAGUCUGGCAGUAUUCAACAAUUGCAAAGCUCCCUAAUCCAGAAAUAAGACGUAUCAUGCCAAAACCAGUCUCGGGGAUUUAGGGAAAAAACAAACAACAAAAAAAACCCCACCAACUCCCCUAAGUUAGGUGCUCGGGACUAACCACACCCAAACUGGUCUCGUGGCUUUAAAAAAAUUGCCACAUCCCCUAAGCUGGGAACUAAGGGCGGGCACUGCUCUUUUGCCUAAGCACAGGCAUAAGGGGUCCAUGAACUUGGAAUGCCCGUCACCCCUGCCUAGACCUGUGUGGGCCGAUUCAACAGUGUAGGCCCUCAUUAGCAUAGUACAACAAGGAGUAUACAUGAAGCCUAUUUUUAACUGCAACAACCAAGUGGGAGUAGCAGAUUCGUGACAUUUGACAGCAUCCUGCCCAUUAAACGUAGUCCUCACCCACCCACAUUAGGGGCCUGAGUACUGGCAGAUUCACCCAUUCCACCUAGCCACCUACGAUAGGGAUCCAAGAAUAAGUGGAGCCUCCCAGUCCUUACGACCAACAGCAUUUGUGCCCAAAGUCUGGCUGCAAAACCUACCCACCUACAUGCUCGAGGUGACAGGGACAUGCCUUCUAUCUAGGCACUCAAGGGCAGCCAUCAGGCCCCUACCUUGCUAAGCACAUAGCCCCCUACUGCAGCCAGAUGCCUGUGCCUGUUUGAAUCACCCCUAUGUAGCCAUGCACACCUAGGACUGUGGGUCAAAGCCUGCACCACACACUUGGUGACCAACUAUCUGGACACCUGAGCUUAAUCCACACAAGAAAAGUAAACAGACUCCUGGGCUUACAGUCCAGCUCUAAAUACCUGGUGACAGCUUCAAAGACACCAAUAAUCAAAGCAGCUCACACACCUGGCCUAUUUGGGCAUAUUAAAACAAAAAAGCUAGGACAGAAUCAGCAAACAUACAAUAAAUAAAUAUAAUAACUUA